Gossypium raimondii (Peruvian cotton) is the source of this 1835-nucleotide messenger RNA. RefSeq names its product dnaJ protein P58IPK homolog. The transcript has 9 exons. The record is from RefSeq and is a predicted model, not a curated record. Lineage: Eukaryota; Viridiplantae; Streptophyta; Magnoliopsida; Malvales; Malvaceae. Gene Ontology annotation, molecular function: protein binding. The coding region runs from base 129 to 1601 and encodes 490 amino acids. Gene Ontology annotation, cellular component: endoplasmic reticulum lumen.
UUUAUUUUCAUUUACUGACAAAUAUUUGGUUUUCUCAAAAUACCCGAACCCAAAAAAAUUGCCAAUUAAACAUCAAAAAGGUGUUCCUAUGUAAAUCUAUUGAUUUAUAGAGAACUGAAGGAAGAACAAUGUUGAAGAGUUUGAGUUUGAACUGGGCCUUCAAUUCAAUGGCUUGGAAAGGACUUGUCUACACAGCUUUUAUACUGAAUUUUGUAUUGGUUUGUCAGCAUUUGCUUCUUCAGCCUCUCGUUUCUGCUUUGGAUGAAAAUCUAGGAAAUGCUGCUGAGUUGUUCGAGAGAGUUUCACAGAGUAUAAAAGUGAAGCAUUAUAGUGAGGCACUCAAUGAUCUCAAUGCUGCUAUUGAGGCAGAUCCAGCACUUUCAGAAGCAUAUAUGCGCCGUGCAUCUCUUUUACGUCAGCUAUGCCGAUACGAGGAAUCGGAGAAAAGCUACAAAAAGUUUCUAGAACUAAAACCCAGAAAUUCUGUUGCUGAAAAGGAACUAUCUCAGUUACAUCAGGCUCAAAGUGCUUUGGAAACAGCUUUCAGUUUAUUUGAGUCCAAGGAUUAUACAAAAGCUUUGGAUUAUGUGGAUAAAGUUGUACUCGUUUUUUCUCCAGCAUGCUCGAAGGCUAAGAUGCUAAAGUUGAAACUGCUUUUAGCGGCUAAAGACUAUUCUAGUGUUAUUUCCGAAUCCGGGUUUAUUCUCAAGGAAGAUGAGAACAAUCUUGAGGCCUUACUCCUCCGUGGUCAUGCUUAUUACUAUUUAGCAGAUCAUGAUGUUGCCCAAAGGCAUUACCAGAAAGGUCUUCGCCUCGAUCCAGAGCACGGUGAACUGAAGAAAGCAUAUUUUAGAUUGAAAAAUUUAUUGAAGAAGACUAAAAGUGCAGAAGAUAAUGCAAACAAGGGUAAGCUGCGCGUUGCCGUUGAGGACUACAAAGGAGCACUUGCAUUGGACCCAAAUCAUCUCGCUCAUAACGUGCAUCUUCACCUUGGAUUAUGUAAGGUCUUGGUUAGGCUCGGAAGAGGGAAGGAUGCUUUAAGUAGUUGCUCUGAGGCGCUUAACAUUGAUAAGGAACUUCUCGAAGCUUUAGUACAGAGGGGUGAAGCUAAACUUUUAACAGAGGACUGGGAAGGUGCCGUUGAAGACCUAAAAUCGGCAGCUGAGAAAUCACCUCAGGAUAUGAAUAUCCGUGAGGCGCUUAUGAGGGCUGAGAAAGCUUUAAAGAUGAGCAAACGCAAAGACUGGUACAAAAUUCUCGGUGUUUCAAAGACUGCUUCGGUAGCUGAAAUAAAACGUGCGUACAAGAAACUCGCUUUACAAUGGCACCCUGAUAAGAAUGUUGAUAAUAGAGAAGAAGCUGAGGCACAAUUUCGAGAAAUCGCUGCUGCGUACGAGGUUCUUGGAGACGAGGAAAAAAGAACAAGGUAUGAUAGAGGAGAAGAUAUUGAAGACAUAGGUAUGGGAGGUGGUGGUUUCAAUCCGUUUGGCGGUGGUGGUGGAGGACAACAUUUCACAUUUACGUUUGAUGGCGGGUUUCCCGGUGGCUUUGGAGGAGGAUUUCCAGGUGGUGGUGGUGGUGGUUUCGGUUUCAACUUUUGAUACCUUCGGGAAUCGGUUAUAAGAGCACAUUUUUCGCUCGUUCUUGAGCCGUAAACAUCAAUAUGACUAGAAGACUGACAAUCUUUCAGCAAGUAUGUAACUUUAUACCACUACAAUUGGUUUCUUAGAUGAACAAUUUAUGCCCUUUCACAAAGUUUUGCUCCAUUUCAUUUCAUUUGAUUUUAAAGCUUGUAUAAGUUGUUGAUAGGAAAUUGAAAUGCCUUCAUUUAGCUA